Messenger RNA from Salvelinus fontinalis (brook trout), 2397 nucleotides. RefSeq names its product jagunal homolog 1b (gene jagn1b). The coding region runs from base 165 to 716 and encodes 183 amino acids. The transcript has 3 exons. Gene Ontology annotation, biological process: granulocyte colony-stimulating factor signaling pathway; endoplasmic reticulum organization; vesicle-mediated transport. Gene Ontology annotation, cellular component: endoplasmic reticulum membrane. The record is from RefSeq and is a predicted model, not a curated record. Lineage: Eukaryota; Metazoa; Chordata; Actinopteri; Salmoniformes; Salmonidae.
AUCACAGACUGAAUAGUCAACACUUCCGUAUUGCACAUGUCUACGGGAGAAAGGAGCAAUGUCCACCGAGUUUAGUCGCAAUAAGUUUGUUGAUUGACCGUGUAACGACUACUGUUGUACUGAACAUACAGUUUUACUUUGAGUUUUUUGGACAGGCGGUAACCAUGGCUUCCCGAGCUGGACCUCGAGCUACUGGCACAGAUGGAAGUGACUUUCAGCACCGCGAGAGAGUGGCCUCACACUACCAGAUGAGUGUCGCCCUCAAGUCCGAGAUCCGUAAACUGAACAUCGUCCAUGUUCUGAUCUGGCUCCUCUUAGCUGCCCAGGUGACAGUGAGCCAGCUGAACCUAGUGUCCCACAGCGUGGUGGCUGCUCCCUACCAGUGGGAGUACCCCUACCUGCUCAGUAUCAUCCCCUCCCUCUUCAGCUUCAUGGCCCUGCCCAAAAACAACAUCAGCUACCUGGUGAUCUCCAUGAUCAGUGCCGGUCUCUUCUGCAUAGCACCGCUCAUCUACGGGGGCAUGGAGAUGUUCCCGGUGGCCCAGCAGCUGUACCGCCACGGCAAGGCAUACCGCUUCAUCUUCGGCUUCUCUGCUGUGUCCGUCAUGUACCUGGUGAUGGUAAUCGCGGUGCAGGUGCACGGCUGGCAGAUCUACUACAGCAAGAAGCUGCUGGACGCCUGGUUCACCUCCACACAAGACAAGAAGAAGAAAUGAGGACAGAGGAUUAAAUUAUUUAAACAACUGACAAGGAAUGACUAUUGCUGCCUGCCACUGUCUGACACCACUUCUAGGCCCAUCUUCCAUCUAUAUUUGAAUUCUACAUCCCCAUCUCGCCAUCCCUAAUUGAUAGUUGUAGGACUAAUUGGAAUCCUUUAUACCACUCAGCAGGCUGUCCUGUCGUUUUCCUGGUAACCCUCUCACCUCCAUUAUCUCAUCUCCUGGCUCUGGAGCCUGUGGACAGAUUAAGACUUGAGUUGUCUGAGACUCCAGGGUUUAAUGUUGACCUGUCCUGCUGCCUUUAGAAACCCAUCCUCUUUAUAUCUCAUCCUGAUCUAUGGAGCUGGCUGCCUUAAUCUGUAAUCUGUCCCCCAAAGGAUAGUAUGCUAGCUACUGUACCUCCAGUCUUAGCCAUACGUUCUAAUUAUCUCUCCUUCCUCCACAAGUUUGCACUUGUUCACUGAUUUGAAAGGAAAUGACUGGAAUAAUAAAUAUGGUAGAAACUCCCACUAGACCAGGGACAGGCAACUUUGAUGGGGGUGGGGACCACAAGACAUCUGAACUCAUCAUGAGGGGCCGCAGUAGCUCGCGGGUCUACCUAACCUUGGGGCGGCAGGUAGACUAGUGGUUAGAGCGUUGGACUAGUGACCAAAAGGUUGCAAGAUCGAAUCCCCGAGCUGACAAGGUAAAAAUUUGUUGUUCUGCCCCUGAACAAGGCAAUUUGAAAUAAUUUGUUCUUAACUGACUUGCCUAGUUAAAUAAAGGUUAAAUAAAUAAUCUCAUCCACACAUAGUCAGAGCCUUUUGGGGGCCCUAAGUGGAAUUUUGUGUGUGUCCCACCUUACGAGCACAAAGUUUUAGCGCCCCCCCCCCUAAUGACAAUGGAGAAGGAAAAAAGUACGUUUUAGAAUUAAUUUCCUGAUAUUCUACACAAUUUGCCAUGGGGAGGACAGAUUUUGUAACUUAACUAAUUUCAUGGAGUUCUAAUCAUUUGCAAUAGGGUGGAGAGAAAUGUUUGCAGUUUUUAUUAUGAUAUCUGAGUGAGAAUGACUUACAAAAUCAAUUAGGGCUCCCCUGUCGGUAAUUCAACCAUGAUUACUACAAGUUUAGAUCGCUGGCUGGACUAUCUUACCAGUCUAAACAAAUGUUAGCUGACAUGUGCUAAUUGAGUGAAUAUCAGUGACUGACAUAACAAGAGAGAAACUGCUGAUGCACAACCAAACAUUGAAAUUGCACCUUGUGUUUUCUACUAUUCUAACUUUCAACAGUAAGUUGAGAACCCGACUGAGUUCCUCAUUUUUUUCUCUUUCAUUUUUGGAAAUGUAUUCGUGGGCCAACCUCGGACCAGCAGUUUCCCAUCCCUGCCUUGGACAGUGCCUCUGCGAAUCCAAUGUUUUUAGAUUUGUGGGUGAAAUAGUGAACGAGUGUACACUUCAGGAGGCAGGAGUUAUAAUUGGGACAUACCCAUGACUAGGUCAGGGCAUGAUGUGGCCUUAAUGAGAGGAGGCAUCCAGAGCUGAACGGAAAGGGUUCAGAGAAAGACAAGAGCAGUGGUCAGAUUGCGUCCAUAUGGUUGUGUGCUGCUGUCAAUGCACAUUUUCAUGUUGACAGUACUCAACAAUUUAAUUGUUUCUAAAUGAGAUGUACAUUGUUAAAUAACAAUAAAUGGCUAUGCUGUA